UUCAGCUGUUAAACUGAUGGGUUUCCAUCUUGUUUUUGACUCUGUUAUGCUGACGUUGUCGUCGCUGUGAUUUACUGGUUUUUCUGUUUGGAUAUAAACAUGAUGGAGCCUCCUCACAGCAGCCUGAACAGUCUGAGUGUGGAGCUGAAGAGUCUGCAGCUGUGUGACAGGGAAGAUUACUCCAGCCUCCAUCUGAACCAGCUGCUACAGAAAGCCGAGGCGAUUGCUGGCCGGAUGCUGCCGUUUACCGUCUUCUACAGAAACCAACAGCAAGAGUACUUCCAACAGGCCAGCCCUUCCUAUUGCUCCAGAGACGCUCAGUGCCACCGGAUGCUGCCGGCAGUCAAAGACAACAGCGGCAGCCUCGGGUCCCCCAUCAGCGGCAAACUGGAGGGGGUCUUCUUCAGCUGCAACACAGAGUUCAACACAGGAAACCCCCCCCAGGACUCCCCAUAUGGACCCUACCGCUUCCAGAUCCAAGCCGAGGUCCUCUUCAACCAGAACACCAACAUCUACUUUGGGGAUUUCUACUGCAUGUACACGUCCUACCACUACAUCAUCCUGGUCCUGGCUCCUGACGGCACCAAAGGAGACGUCUUCUGUAAAGGGAGGCUGCCGGCGCUGGACAGAUCAAACAACUGCUUCCUGAGCCGCACCGAGGAGGACGAUGGCUCGCUGUCUUUCCGUCACGCUCAGGACGUAAUCCUGGAGGUGAUCUACACUGAGCCGGUGGAUAUGUCUUUAGGGACAGUGGCACGGAUCAGCGGGCAACAGCUCGUGAGUCAGUCCACCGUCAACGCCAAGAAAGACCCCAGCUGUAAGAUCUGCAACAUCAGCGUGGGGCGUUAGCCAGACGUUUGGAUGAUCAGCUAACCUGCUAAUAACUGACCUGGUGGCUAUUGUAGCUAAGGAGCUGCUUGAACUACAUUCACCACCCACUCGUUGUGGAAUCAAUGGCUAACUAAGUGCUAGCAGUGCCUGGGUAGCUAGCAGUCAUUUAACCAAAUACUAAAUCUACUUUUUUUAGUAAAAUGCGUGAGCCCCAGUGCCUGAUUUGGAGCAACAAAGGUGCCAGUACCCUCAAUACAAUCCCUAACCACAAACCCUAUCCACACCUCUAACUGCAGUUAUUUUAGUGUUUUCUAUCCAUUUUAGCGAGACGUAAGUUUCCUCAAAGACCUGCCCUCACUCUGCCUCUGAUUGGCUUUGACCCUGACUUUUUGUUUAACCCAAACCACCUCAGUCCUCACGCCUAUACACCGACAGCUUCACCUGUGGUUAAAAAUCGAUUAGAACUUUAAUAAUAUCACCUUUGUAGAAGAUUUCAAUGUAUAAACCUACAUUAUUAGAACGAGAUUGGGUUCAUCCCAACUGGGCAUGUUCAUGUCAAACUUUCACUCAUGUCACUCAAGUUGUUUCCAGUCUCGAAAUUUAUUAGGUUCUCAGACUACUGUCAUUCAUUCUAGGCUGGGUCUGUUACCAGUGUGCAACUCUCUCCCUUUAGCUACCCGGACCGACGACAUUCUUUUGUCAUUCAGUUCAGACAUUCCUGAAGGAGGCCUAAGAUAAAUAACUUGUUUCUGUUUCCUUUUUAACUUCCUCCCAGUAUCCCAGCAAAUUUGACCAGCCCCACAGAGCGAGGUCUCUUUAGGCGCCACCACCCCUCCAACAUAAUCCAGAUGUUUUUCCAUAUUAAGCCAUUAUGACUGGUGUUCUGAAAUCCCUGUUUUUGACUUUCCAGUCAGAACUUGAAAAAAACUAGACCUCUUCUAUAUGCAACAAUAUGACUCUGCAAAGGCACUCAGAAGGAUGCUUUUUUUUAAACAAAUAUAUCAUGGUUUUGGGUUUUAGUUCAGUUAUUUCCUGUGUGACUUCACAUCCUGAGAUUCUGUCACUCAAAACCCGCAUCUGAACCUGUCUACCUGCCCGCCUGUCUGCCGACCUGGAAGCUAUUUUCAUAUAUUAAACCGCUGAAGUCGUCCUUAUGCCUGCUUUGUCUGCAUUUGUGUCCAGUCCUGCAUUUCCUGAGCUGUGACAAAGUAGAUUAUUAAAGGAUAUAAAAGUGAAACAUUGUGG
This is a messenger RNA of Morone saxatilis (striped sea-bass), 2076 nucleotides long. RefSeq names its product phytanoyl-CoA hydroxylase-interacting protein-like. The record is from RefSeq and is a predicted model, not a curated record. Lineage: Eukaryota; Metazoa; Chordata; Actinopteri; Moronidae. Gene Ontology annotation, cellular component: cytoplasm. Gene Ontology annotation, molecular function: protein binding.